Beta vulgaris subsp. vulgaris (sugar beet) is the source of this 1162-nucleotide messenger RNA. Its product is annotated as branched-chain-amino-acid aminotransferase 2, chloroplastic-like. Bases 98 to 1042 code for a protein of 314 amino acids. Gene Ontology annotation, biological process: branched-chain amino acid metabolic process. NCBI's taxonomy places the organism in Eukaryota, Viridiplantae, Streptophyta, Magnoliopsida, Caryophyllales, Amaranthaceae. The transcript has 7 exons. The record is from RefSeq and is a predicted model, not a curated record. Gene Ontology annotation, molecular function: branched-chain-amino-acid:2-oxoglutarate transaminase activity.
AAGUUUACACAAAACUUUUCACCUGCUCUCAUGUUACUCCUUCUCCUUCAUAUAAACUUCUGCAAAAUCUAUUAAAAAAGAGUACUAAUCUUCCAUCAUGUCGGCAUUGUCUUCUUCAUUUUGCUCAAAUUUCAGUCUUGCAGAUAAUGAGAGUGAUGCUUAUACUGAUAUCGACUGGGACAAUGUGGGAUUUGGCAUAACGCCUACAGAUUACAUGUACAUCAUGAAAUGUUCGAAUGGCGAUGAGUUUAAAGAGGGCCAACUUAUUCCAUAUGGAAACCUUGAGUUCAGCCCUGCUGCCGCGGUCAUAAACUAUGGCCAAGGAGUAUUGGAGGGAAUGAAGGUGUUAAGGAGGGAAGACGGGAAGAUUAUGUUGUUUCGGCCUGACCAAAAUGCAUCACGAAUGAAGAUAGGGGCCGAAAGAAUGUGCAUGCCUUCCCCUUCUAUUGAUCAAUUUAUUGAUGCUGUAAAGCAGACUGCUCUGGCCAACAAGCGUUGGAUUCCUCCUCCUGGGAAGGGUGCCUUAUAUAUAAGACCUCUGCUGCUAGGAACAGGACCGACCUUGGGUCUAUCUCCAGCUCCAGAGUACACAUUUGUCAUCUAUGCUUCGCCUGUUGGCGACUAUUUCAAAGUUGGAAGCUCCCACCUAAAUUUGUACAUUGAGGAAGAAUUUGAUCGUGCUUCUCGUGGUGGGUCUGGUGGUAUAAAAUCAAUUACCAACUAUGCACCGGGAUUGAGACCAUUGACAAAUGCAAGGAGCAAUGGAUUCUCUGAUGUACUGUAUCUUGAUUCAGCAACCAGGAAAUAUGUUGAAGAAGUCUCUUCUUGUAAUAUAUUUGUAGUUAAGAACAACAUAAUCUCAACUCCACCAACAAAAGGUACUGUUCUCCCAGGUAUUACUAGGAAAAGUGUCAUUGAAAUCGCCAUUGAUCUCGGUUAUCAGGCAAGUCAUAUUUCAGAUAAAGAUUUAUUCACAAGCCAAUCAAUAUAUGUAACAAUUUCCUCCUUUUGCGUGUCCAUUAAUAUUACGCUAAACUACUAACUAGUUAAGCAGGUUGAAGAACGACUGAUUGAAGUAGAGGAAUUGUUCGAAGCUGAUGAAGCUUUCUGCACUGGAACUGCUGUCAUGGUUGUCCCUGUGGGAAGCAUUACGUACCAGGGA